GUGGAAGUCUGUGGUCACGUGACCGGAAGUAUGUGAAGCAGUCGAAUGUGAGUAUUUUGAAUAAUAAACUAAUUUAGCUCGUAAUACAUGUUUUCACUGUCAUAGAUGCAACUGUUCAAUUURCAUGCAGUAAUGGCACUCAUUUCUAAAUUAUGCUGAAUAUUUAUGCUGAAGAGAGGAUAUUUCACAAAUGCCACCUCACAUUUUUAGCUAGCUAGCAGCAUUAACCUCCACGGCUCUCAGUCCCGAGAGGCUAACGUUAGCUACUAUCAAAACAAUCAAUACAUCUGGCUAUCUAGUGGCGCAAGAAGCAGACCACUAACAGUCAAAUACAAUGGACGACUCUGAUCAAGACUUCGUGGACCUCUGCUCUAAGUUGCUCAAACGAGUCCGCAGAAAAGCAGGCGUAACCGAGAAGAGAAGUGUUGCAGAGCCCUCGUCCCAGGACACUGCGAAAGAAAUACCCACCAAAAGGGUGACGACUAGGAGGAAGAAGAAAGAUGUUGGCCCAAGUUCAAAGGGAGCUUUGGGUAACAACUCUGAACACGUUUCCUCCAUCUCUACCACUUGUGAUGAACCAAACCGACUUCCCUCCAAUACAGACAAAUCUAAACAAGCAGUGGUCAAUGGAGGUAUUGAACUUGGUGUAGGAGAGAAUGGGUCAUCAGUGGCUGUGGAUGUUGCUGGGUCUCAACCUGAGGAUAGGGGAAUGGGGGUGAAGGAGAAAGUGCUACACAGGAUGCAGCAGUUCAAGAGAGUCAAUCCACAGAAGCUGGUGCAUGGUGAGAGGAAUCCGCCUGCAGCAACAGGGAGUGAAAGUGACAGUGCUGCUCCCCAUCCACUGCCAGAUAAUGAAGUUCCAUCCACCUCCGCCUCCACUCCCCUACCACUGGACCCCCAGGUGGAUGACUCGGAUGAGGCCCUGGCCCUGCGUCUACAGGAGGAGCUGGACAGGGAGGCCCAGGCUGUGGCCCAGGGUAGUGCAGUGGACCUGGAACAGGGAGGCCUGUUCUUCUGUCAGCUCUGCCAGAAAGACCUGUCUGCCAUGAGCCCCACAGGACGCACCCAACACAUCAACAGGUGUCUAGACGAGAGUGAGGACAGUGCUGCCCCCGCCCCUCCUCCCGCUCCCAGCGUCCCAGAAUGCCCCAUCUGUGGUAAACGGUUCAAGUCCCAGAAGAGUCGCGCGGCCCACCUGAAGCGUUGCUCCUCCACGAUGGGCGUGGCUCCUGCCGUGCUGCUGCAGGCUGUACAGAGACAAGUUGCAGAGGACCUGACUGACAGCACUGCCAACCAACCUCCGCAGGCCGGAGGUUCCAAGCGUAAAGGCUCCACAGACCCCAGCCUCCCGGGCAGGAAGAAGCCCAGAAAGAAGCCCCGUGGCCUGGACGAAGACACCAUGGUGGCCAUGGCCCUGUCCCACUCCCUCCUGGAGCAGGAGAAAGAGAUGGAGCGGGACAUGCAGAGAGAGUUACAGAGGGAGUGGAGAGAGAAGGUGGUCAGCAGCUCCCAGCCCUCCUCCCUCACAUUUCUCUGUAAGGGGCGUGGCAAGAGGAAAAAGGGUGCACCCCCCUCGCCCCCUCCCCUCCUCCUGGUCCAGGCCUCGGAGACAGCCCUGAGGCGACUACAGGAGCGCGUGGCUGGCCUCCUCCUCCGUACCCGCGCCCCCUCGCCGCCCACCCACACGCUGCCCCAGCUCCCUGCCCUCCUGCGCACUGGUGCUGGCCCCCUCUGGCAGAAGAGUGCGUUGCGGGAUGGAGGGCGAAGGUCAUCUCUGAGUUUCACACCACCCCCAGAGCUCAGUCAUGAGUUAUCUAGUCGCGUGGGUGUCUCUAAAAGUCUCCUCCACCCAGGCAGCCCCUCUUCGCUCCCUUCCACCCCAGGGACAGGGCACCUUCCAGUGGGCAGCCAGACUCUGUGUGACCUGAUGGAGCUGGCUGAUGAGGGAAUGACCCUCAACCGGUUCUAUGGGAACGUCCCGCCACGGAUAAGACAAAGAGAACACUGCUGCAGACUUCCACCUAAGUGCUUUGUUCCUGAGAGCACAGACGAACCCCCUGACCUGUGUCUCAGUGGCUUCAUCCCAGAGAGCAUUAGAAACACUGAAAGCCAUCAAAUGAGAUGUGUUCCUCAAAGCAGAGAUACCAACAGGAGCAACCAGAAAUCAGUGGCGCUGUCCAGGCUGGCCUCAGACCUGACCAGUAUGGUGAACAACCCCCAGUUCAGUGAUGUCCAGCUACAGGUGGACAGUGGGGAGGUGUACUUCACCCAUUCAUUCAUGCUGUAUGCUCGAUGCCCCCUGCUGGCGCAGAUGGUCCAUGACAGUGGAUUCGGGGUGCAGGAGGACUGCAUGCCCUCAGCCCAGAGGGUGUUGUUGGGUGAGGUACCAGGCCAGGCAGUGUAUACCCUGCUCCAGUACCUCUACACAGCCCACUGCCCYCUCACACGCACCCUGCUGCCACACGUUCAGGAGCUAGCAGCCAGGUUCAACCUGGAAGAGCUGCAGCAGCUGUGUCAGCUCKACCCAGCUCAGACAGACAUCCACAGAGGUGUAGAGGGACAGGGGGAUCAGUGGGGAGACUACCCAGCCCAGGAGCACCAAUCUGGGGGAGAGGAGGAGCACCAAGACCAGGUCUUCAUGGAGCUCCUCCGCUCCAUGUGGAAUGAAGAAGAGGUUGAGGAAGAUGAGGACAGAGGAGAGGAAGGAGGGAUUGCGAUGGAGGAGGAGGAGCGAGGGGAUGGCAUGAUGAUAGAAGACGGAGAGACAAACGAAGAAAGGGUGAACGAAGAAGAGAUGGAGGAGAUAUAUGAGUUUGCUGCCACUCAGAGAAAGAGGGAUGAAGGGAAAGAGAGCGAAAAGGAAGAAUCAGAAGAAGAGGAGGAGGGAGGAGUGACAUUUUUCACAGAGACAGAAGAAGAGCAGGAGGCUCCAAUCCAAGCUCACUCAAUGGCUGAACACUCAGAUAAGGGUGAAUUAACAUGCAUGACAUCCCCUCAAACAAAACCUCCCAGUUUAGAGGCAGACAUAGCUAUUGGUGACAUUGACACAGACCGGGGGAAUCCAAAUAGGAUAAAAACUGAUCUCAACAAAUCAGAAGGUAGAGAUCCAGAAUGUUCUAGAACAGCCACCAUGGAGUCAGACAGAACUAAACAAUUUGAAUCAAACGUCACAAGCUCAAGAAGUGUUGGAGAGGUAUCAACGACAAAAAGCCUCCAUGACGAUCAAGAACUAAAUGCUAGUCUGGAGCGUAGCUACAGCCGUCUCUUCUCUGACUCUUGGGGGGUCUAUGAGACGCAGGAGGAGCCCCACACCUCCCCACCAACACAACCAUCCUGCCACUCCCAACCCCCCAGGGCUAUCCAGAAACCCUUCUGCUCCCAGCCCCCCAGGACCAUGGUAGUGGGACAGCCAGAACUCACCUCCCCACCAUCCUCCCGCUCCCAGCCCACAAGGCUGAGGGUCGAUGGGGGUACGAGACAGACAGCGAUCCCUACCCUCCAGUACUCAGCCAUUGAAAUCAUUGACCUCUCCAUCAGUCCUCCUCUGGUCCCUGGUGUAGCCGCACUACCUGUUCCUGGUUUGUCCCCAGGGGAAGUGACUGACWCCGGGGCACGAGUUAGGACGGAGGGAGUGGUGGGAGGAGGGAAAGUUCCUGUGUGUAAGGAGUUACUCCAAGAGAAGGUACCGUCUAGUCCAGAUGACUUAAAGAGAGAGAGUCAUGGUCCGUAUAGUAUUUCUCUACCCGUCUCUCCUCCUCACAGUACCAAAGAAGAACCUGAGCUUAUAGUUCUGUCUGACUCUAGUGAAGAGAGGAGGUAGGGGAUCUACAACCUACCAA
Salvelinus sp. IW2-2015 is the source of this 3839-nucleotide messenger RNA. The record is from RefSeq and is a predicted model, not a curated record. Lineage: Eukaryota; Metazoa; Chordata; Actinopteri; Salmoniformes; Salmonidae.